AUGGGUCAGAAGUGGUUAUCCACGAAAAAUAUGUACCGGUCAACGAACACGUCUCAAAAGAUUGGUGAAUCACCAGAUCGGACUAUUCAACGUAAAUUGAUUGAUAUGGGUAUACACUAUCGAAAAAAGAAACGUGCUCCUCGAUACACAGAAAAACAAAUCGAAGAAGCGCCAACGUGUGCUCUACGUUUAUAUCGUACAUUAUUGAACAAUGAUUUUGAACUUAUUAUGGGCGAUGAAAAAUAUUUCACUUUAACCAAUGAAUCGGUGUCAACUAAUCGUGGAUUCUACACAUCAGAUCCAACUACCACACCUUUAGAUGUGAAAUUCAAACGCACUCAAAAGUAUCCUGCUAAAGUUUUGGUCUGGAUCGCAAUAUCUGAAAAAGGGAUAUUAAAGCCGUUCUUUUCAAAACGAACAGAAGCAAUUAAUGAAAGAACAUAUUUGAAAAAAUGUGUUGAAGAACGUUUGAUACUGUUUGUGAACAGCUAUCACAAAUAUCGAAAAAGUGUUAUUCUGACCUGA
Messenger RNA from Rotaria socialis, 525 nucleotides. Lineage: Eukaryota; Metazoa; Rotifera; Eurotatoria; Philodinida; Philodinidae. The record is from the annotation of a GenBank genome assembly.